Molecule: messenger RNA, 2611 nt
Organism: Amphimedon queenslandica
Lineage: Eukaryota; Metazoa; Porifera; Demospongiae; Haplosclerida; Niphatidae
Exons: 13
Coding region: 152-2521 (789 amino acids)
Biological process (GO): cell communication; metal ion transport
Cellular component (GO): membrane
Source: RefSeq, a predicted model, not a curated record
CUCAAGUGUUUUUAAUUAGAAUGAGUGUUAAUGAUUCUCGUGUUAAGAUUACAUCAGUCACAACUCAUCCAGUAUAAUUGUUGACAAUGAUGAUGUUUUUAGAGUUGGAUUUAAAAAUACUGAAAUCUCAAUUAUUGAAGGAGAAACAGCAAUGCUAACAGUACAGCAGAUUGGCAAUGAGAAAGGUGGUGAAGAUAUUGGUGGUUUACCAGAAAGAAGCCUUGUUUCAGCAUUAUUGUACUUAUGUUAUCUAGCUGGUCGAGGAGCAGAUGCCAAGUUAAAUUACAGUUUCCCAGAAUUCAGUUACAAUUCUAAUAAUAAGUUAAAUGACAUUUCAUUCUUUCCUGUCACGAGUCUUGUGGAUAAUGUCAUUGAAGGGAAUGAGUUGAUACAGGUUGUACUUCUUCCAGGACCAAAUUCUGCUAACCUUCAAGUUAUACCAUCACUACAGACAGCUACUAUAACAAUAUUUGAUAAAACAAAUAGUCCUACUAGCCUGUCAUUAGAAAGAAGAUCAUACAGUGUAAUUGAGAGUGAAGGAAGUAUAGAAAUAUGUGUUGUACUAACUGGAGAUGUCUCAUCAAGCUCAGUGAAUAUUACCAUUCUUGAGUCACAAGGAACUGCAAAGCGAAAUUCUGACUACACCUUUAGUAGUAAUACUUUAACUCUGCCUGCAUUUAAGAACAAGACCUGUACAAGUCUUCGUAUUAUUGAUGAUAACUUAUGGGAGCCAUCUUAUGAGAGUUUUACAUUAACAAUUUCUAGAAUAACACCUGAGAAUAGCAACUUCAUUUUAGACAAUACCCCAUCAACAAUUCAAAUACAAGAUGAUGACAUGAAGCAACAAAUAACAGAGGAUGUCAUUGUACAGUGUUACUCAUCUGCUGCUAAUUGUAACAGUAAUACUAAUGGAGUCAGUCUUGCAGCUAUUGACUGCUGUAGUAGAACUGGUGGAGGAUAUAUAUCUCAUUCUUCACUAGCUGCGGCACAACAAUGUGGUGCAUGUGUUGUUGUUGGUUUUGAUCAAUCACAUGUGCAUAUUGGUCCAAGUGAUGCUGGUAGAAGAUACUCAUUUACUGCUGAUGUACUCCUCAGUACUCCUGGGGCUCCUGAUGUUACUGGUCUGGAUUAUGUUAUUUCACGAGAGCCAGCUAUGCUAGUUAAUGUUGCUGACUACUUAAGCUCAGAUUUUGCUGGACGAACCAAUGGUUUGCUACCAGAAAGGUUUAGCAUACGAUAUGUAUCACAAGGGAAUGCGGUUGCUCUCCAACCAACUCUUUCAUUUAAUUACACAAUUGCUGCUGAAACUGGUCCAUCUGAUCCAUCAAUACCAUCAGGAGUUGUACUUGUAUACAAAAAUCUUAGAGUUACAAUUGAUGAUAUAGACAUAAUUACUGUAGGUCUAAUAGAAUCAUGCACAUGCUUCCCGCCAUUAUUAGAGGGUCGUGAUGCUAUAGUUGGUAUUGAAGGCUCAGCAAUUACAUUUGAAGCUCCUUUUGAAGUCACUGUCUCAAAUGAGAGGUAUACUGGCCCAUUGGCUCCUGAUGAAGCUGCUGUUGGAGACUUUGAUCUCUUCAACUUUACUGAAAAGCAUAGUGUUGUGUUUUUACCAACAGCAUAUUAUUUUAAUCAGCAUUUUGAGCGUGUGCUUUUCUUCAUGCCACAGGACAAUAUUGUAGAGUUACAAGAACUGUUUAGAUUGAGACUCAGUGUUAAUGACUCUAGAGUUAGACUAGAUCCUCAAAAAACCACUCAAACAGUAAGACUUAACAAUCGAGAUGUUUUCAGUGUUGGGUUUAGAGAAUUACAAGUUACUAUUACAGAAGGAGAAGUGGCCACAUUAUUUAUGAAGCAGAUAGGAAAUGAGACUGGUGGUGUAGACAUUGGAGGCUUUCCAGAGGGUCGUUUAAGUCCAGUUCGAUUGAGACAAGUAUCUGGGACUGCUACAAGUGGUAGUGAUUUCUCCCUUAAUUCUUUUAUUCCAAGAUUCACCUACAGUGUUAAUAAUACACUAAAUGAUAUUACAUUCGCUCCUAUCACUAGUAUUGAUGAUAAUAUGAUUGAAGGAAAUGAAACAAUAAGAGUCAUCAUAUUACCUGGUACAGAUAAUCUUGUUCUAAUACAGAGAGACAGGCAGACAGCUACCAUCACCAUUGUUGAUAAUGACAUUGGUGUGCUGUCAUUAGAGAGAGGAACAUAUGAUGUGAUUGAGAAUGAAGGAACUGUAGAAAUAUGUGCUGUACUAACUGGAGGAGUAUUAUCAACUGAUACAGAAAUAACUCUACAAGCUAGAGAUAACACUGCACGAUUUAGGAGUGACUAUAGUACUCAUAGAAUUCGUCCAAUAUUACGUUCAUCUACAAUAAAGACGUGUGGUAGAUUUAAUAUUAUGAAUGAUCUCAUUAGAGAACCACUAUUUGAGAACUUUACAGUGUUAAUAACAAGUGUCUUUCCAGAAAAUAGUGUAUUAACAGUAAAUGGGAGUCCAUCUUUUAUCAGGAUACAAGAUGACGAUCAUUAGUAAAACAAGUUAUAAGUAAUGACAAUAGUAAAUUUCACAUGUUAAAUAAUGCUUUUGAUUAUCAGAAAGUAAUAUUACAUAUUUCUCAAA